Empidonax traillii (willow flycatcher) is the source of this 3288-nucleotide messenger RNA. RefSeq names its product importin 11 (gene IPO11). The record is from RefSeq and is a predicted model, not a curated record. The transcript is spliced from 31 exons. Lineage: Eukaryota; Metazoa; Chordata; Aves; Passeriformes; Tyrannidae. Gene Ontology annotation, cellular component: cytosol; nuclear envelope. Gene Ontology annotation, biological process: protein import into nucleus. Bases 208 to 3135 code for a protein of 975 amino acids. Gene Ontology annotation, molecular function: small GTPase binding.
AAGAGCGUGUACUGGCUUUUAUUAAAAGUGGUUGUUUUCUUGUUGCAGGCUAAAGAACAGAAGAUUUUGCACAGAGCAGAGUCUUCCCUUAAUCAGACGCAGGCUGAGAGCAGCAGUGACAACCCUAUGGUUUCAUCUGCCUACAACUGAAGUCAUCUCUAGUUGUAGUUUUGCUCUCAGUUGCUGUGCUUCUCAGGAGAGAUUUUCAUGGAUCUCAACAGUGCUAGCACUGUUGUGUUGCGAGUCUUGACGCAAGCUACUAGCCAAGAUACUGCAGUGUUGAAGCCAGCUGAGGAACAACUGAAGCAGUGGGAGACACAGCCAGGUUUUUAUUCAGUCUUGUUGAAUAUCUUUACAAAUCAUAGCCUUGAUGUGAAUGUAAGGUGGUUAGCUGUGCUGUACUUUAAAAAUGGAAUUGAUCGCUAUUGGAGACGAGUGGCACCACACGCUCUCUCUGAAGAAGAAAAAACUACAUUACGUGCUGGACUUAUCACCAACUUUAAUGAGCCAGUGAAUCAGAUAGCUACUCAGAUCUCUGUACUGAUUGCCAAAGUUGCAAGGGUGGACUGCCCAAGGCAAUGGCCGGAACUUAUACCCACUCUUGUAGAAUCAGUGAAGGUGCAGGAUGAUCUUCAACAGCACAGAGCGCUACUUACCUUUUAUCAUGUUACGAAGACCCUGUCAUCCAAACGGCUUGCUGCAGAUAGAAAACUUUUCUAUGAUCUUACAUCAAGUAUUUAUAGCUUUGCAUGUUCCUUGUGGAAUCAUCAUACAGAUACAUUCCUACAGCAGAUUUGUGCGGGGAAUGAAGCUGCAGCUGCAAAUUCACUAGAAAGGACCUUGUUGUCAUUGAAAGUCCUUCGGAAACUAACGGUUCAUGGCUUUGUAGAACCUCAUUGGAAUGCAGAGGUGAUGGGUUUUCUACAUGCUGUAUUUGAACGGCUGAAACAGUUUCUGGAGUGUAGUAGAAGUGUAAGAGCAGAAAGCAUAUGCAGAGAUCGUCUAGAAAAGAUUAUAAUUCUGUUCACUAAAGUGCUUUUGGACUUCCUGGAUCAACAUCCUUUUUCAUUCACUGCUUUGAUUCAGAGAUCAUUGGAGUUCGCCGUGAGCUAUGUUUUCACAGAAGCUGGUGAAGGAAUUGUAUUUGAGCAGUUUAUUGUACAAUGCAUGAAUCUCAUUAAGAUGAUUGUAAAAAAUUAUGCAUAUAAGCCAUCCAAAAAUAUUGAAGACAGCAGUCCUGAAACUCUUGAAGCACAUAAGAUAAAGACAGCAUUUUUCACAUACCCAACACUAAUGGAAAUAUGUAGGAGAUUAGUCACUCACUAUUUCUUGCUGACAAAGGAAGAAUUGACUAUGUGGGAAGAAGAUCCAGAAAGCUUCACUGUAGAAGAGACAGGAGGAGAUUCUUGGAAGUACAGUCUCAGACCAUGCACAGAAGUUCUUUUUAUUGAUAUUUUCCAUGAAUAUAAUGAGAUUCUUACCCCAGUGCUUUUAGAAAUGGUUCACAGUCUACAAGGAUCUACGAACAUAGAAGAUACCAAUGCUAUACUGAUCAAAGAUGCUGUGUAUAAUGCGGUUGGACUGGCUGCUUAUGAACUAUUUGAUAGUGUGGAUUUUGAUCAGUGGUUUAAAAAUCAACUAUUAGCAGAACUACAGGUUUCUCAUGACAGGUAUAAACCAAUACGCCGACGAGUAAUAUGGCUGAUUGGGCAGUGGAUUUCUGUAAAAUUCAAAUCAGACUUGAGACCUGUUUUGUAUGAAGCAAUUCGUAACUUACUUCAAGACCGUGACUUAGUGGUCCGUAUUGAGACAGCUACAACACUGAAGUUAACUGUAGAUGACUUUGAGUUCAGAACUGACCAGUUCUUACCAUAUCUGGAAUCCAUGUUUACACUGCUCUUUCAGCUACUACAGGAAGUAACACAGUGUGACACUAAAAUGCACGUUCUUCAUGUUCUGUCUUGCGUGAUUGAAAGAGUCAAUGUGCAGAUACGACCGCAUGUAGGAUGUUUGGUCCAGUAUUUACCCCUCCUUUGGAAGCAGAGUGAGGAGCACAAUAUGCUACGAUGUGCCAUUCUAACCACCCUAAUCCAUCUUGUCCAGGGACUGGGAGCAGACAGCAAGAAUCUCUAUCCUUUCCUACUUCCAGUUAUUCAGCUCAGUACAGAUGUUUCUCAGCCUCCGCAUGUCUAUCUUCUGGAAGAUGGUUUAGAGCUGUGGUUAGUGACACUGGAGAAUAGUCCAUGUCUUACACCAGAGCUCCUGAGAAUAUUUCAGAACAUGUCUGCCCUCCUUGAGCUGAGUUCAGAAAACCUCAAAAAUUGCUUUAAGAUCAUCAAUGCUUAUAUUUUCUUAUCAUCAUCUGAAUUUUUACAGAUGUAUGCUACUGACUUAUGCCGGUCAUUUUGUGAACUUUUGAAGGACCUAACUACUGAAGGUCAAGUUCAAGUUUUAAAGGUUGUAGAAAAUGUCCUAAAAGUAAACCCUGUAUUGGGUCCCCAAAUGUUUCAACCCCUUCUGCCAUCAGUAUUCAGGGGGAUUAUAGAUGGGGAGAGAUACCCAGUGGUGAUGUCUACUUAUCUGGGGAUCAUGGGUAGAGUUCUACUACAAAAUGCAAGGUUUUUUUCGUUACUUCUGAGCCAGAUGGCAUGUGAAUUGGGUCAGGAGUUGGACCAAGUUCUUGGUAACAUGAUUGAAAUGUGGGUUGAUCGGAUGGAUAACAUCACUCAGCCAGAAAGAAGAAAACUUUCUGCUUUGGCAUUGCUUUCUCUUCUGCCAUCAUUGAAUGGUGUAAUCCAAGACAAAUUUUGUGGUAUCAUCAACAUUUCAGUGGAAGGACUACAUGAUGUUAUGACUGAAGAUUCUGAAACAGGAACAUAUAAAGACUGCAUGUUAAUGUCUCAUUUUGAAGAACCCAAAGCUACAGAUGACGAGGAACCUCCCACAGAACAAGACAAAAGGAAAAAAAUUCUUGCACUGAAGGACCCUGUACACACUGUGUCAUUGCAGCAGUUCAUCUAUGAGAAGCUAAAGGCACAGCAGGAAUUAAUGGGAGAACAAGGUUUUCAGGCCCUUAUGGAAACUGUGGAUACAGAAAUAGUUGCCCAGCUACAAGAAUUUUUACAAGGCUUCUAAAUAAGAAGAAAAAAGAUUUUGUAUGUCUAAUUUUUCUUUCCAAAAAAAACCCCAAAAGAACUUCAGCAUUCCAUCUUGUAUGGAAGAGCCUAAUGAAAAGUGAAAAUAACUUGUGUUAAAAAAUAAAAAUAAGUUUCUUCUGUUGCUAUUAAA